AUGGAGAACAAGGAGGAGGACGAAGUCCGUAAGCGAUGGGAGCAGGAGGCUCGGGACAAGGCGCUACGUGAGCAGCAGGACCCUCUCGACCGGCCGCGCAAGAGACUGAGGGAGAUAGGGUAUGGCGGCGGAGUUACAGCGGGCUCACAAGUCCGGGCCGUCGAAGGUGGCAUGAUGACUCCGGACGAGGAGAUGGCGAGCGAGACUGGCACUGCGAGGAUUGUCGCGAAGGCGAAGGGGAAGAGCCGAAAGGCCGCUGUCCAAGCCUCAGCGCGAGGCUCGCGCGCGAAAGGCAAGAUCACCGAGAUCACUGAGGAUGACGAGGAAUACAUUGAGCUGGAUUAG
Molecule: messenger RNA, 345 nt
Organism: Didymosphaeria variabile
Lineage: Eukaryota; Fungi; Ascomycota; Dothideomycetes; Pleosporales; Didymosphaeriaceae
Exons: 1
Coding region: 1-345 (114 amino acids)
Source: RefSeq, a predicted model, not a curated record